Zeugodacus cucurbitae (melon fly) is the source of this 734-nucleotide messenger RNA. RefSeq lists its product as uncharacterized. The record is from RefSeq and is a predicted model, not a curated record. The transcript has 2 exons. NCBI's taxonomy places the organism in Eukaryota, Metazoa, Arthropoda, Insecta, Diptera, Tephritidae. Bases 110 to 565 code for a protein of 151 amino acids.
UCUACUACACGCAAAAUAUAUAAAAAGCUCGAAAUGGGAAUUGUUUCUCAGUAUCAGUGCAUCACAGUUUUACACAAUUACUAAGGAAUCAAAAACAAACGAUUGAUUAAUGAUGCAGAAGAACAUUAUAAUUUUGCUUGUAGCCAUGCUUGCUGUUCAGUUAGUAGUUGCCGAAUUUAAUGCAAAAAUGAAAUAUGUUAACCAACCCAACUUGGUAUUUGGUAAAAAUCCAAAUAAAGAAGAUAAAUCAGAGGAAAAUAAAUCAUCAAAAUCAUCAGAUGCACAAGAUGACUAUUUCGAACCACCACCAGACUCACAAGGUAUGGAUAUACCAACUACCUAUUCACAAGAAGGCUUACCACCACCAAGAAAACCACUUCCUGACACAUUUUAUGAUCCACAAACAGAAGUACAAGAGGAUUAUUUCGAACCACCGCCAGACUCACAAGGUAUGGAUAUACCAACAACCUACUCACAAGAAGGCUUACCACCACCAAGAAAACCACUUCCGGACACAUUUUUUGAUCCACAAUACGAAGCACCAAUAACAACACCAGAACCAUAAUUUUCUAAUCUAGAUGUAGACCAGAUAACCAUGGGAGUAUUUUGCACGAAAACACCAUUUGAGCCAGUUGACGAUACCCCCAGUGGUUAUUAAAGGUUAAAUUUAAAAUUUAAUGUAACUGAAAAUAAUGUAAAUGCUAAAUAAACAUAUUAAGAAAUUUAAAAUGAAA